ACGGCGGCAGUUCGAAUUUGCGUACGGAAAGUUUUGUUCAACUGUGAAGUUUUUAAAGUUUUUUGUUCGUAAUUUAAAAUUUAUACAUUUGGCCAAAAUGUAUAAGUUCAAGAAGAAUUUUAAGAAUGUCAUGAAGAAAAGGAUGAGAGGUACUUAUUACAACUACGCUUGUGGGUUUCCGGAAAACAAUACUGCUGUGGUUUUCUGUAAUACCGAAAACGAUUUGUGGAAGAACGAUGGGGGCAUACUUUUUGAAUAUGAAAUCGAGAAUGUUGUAAUUGAGGACUCCAUUAUAAACUUCAGGGAUUUUCAUAAGGAUUUGGCUGAAAAGUUGCAACUUAAUUCCAUCAAUACUGACUAUGAUUGUGUGCCCGACUUUAAUAUUAAAAACAUAAAUUAUAUAGUUGAUAUGAAACUGUUACAUGCAUCUGGACCGCUUAAACAUUUUAUGCCAACUAAGUACCAAUGUUUUUAUCGCGAUAUUGUUGGUUAUGAGAAAAAAACUAAAAUUGUGUUCUGCAUGACUGAUACUGGCACAACUAUACAAUACGUAAGAAAUAAUGAAAAUAUGUUCGAUGUGAGUGAGGAGAGCGGAAAUAAAGAAAAAAAUAUCCGAGAUUACUUAUAUAUCUGUAACGAUCUUAUUGAAAACUAUAAGAAGGCUUAUGAAGCUUCGCUUAUAUAUGAACUUAAGGAGUUAACAAGAGUAUUGAAUUUAACUUUAUUGUUAAAGCAGAUAGCGCUGUACUUUCCGGAACAAUCCAUGCUGAAUAAGUUUUUCGAUAUUCCAGCAAGCAAUUUCAGUAUAACACAAUCUUCUAAUAAAAAGGCUGUUGUCACACUUCCAAUGUGA
Messenger RNA from Teleopsis dalmanni, 853 nucleotides. RefSeq lists its product as uncharacterized. NCBI's taxonomy places the organism in Eukaryota, Metazoa, Arthropoda, Insecta, Diptera, Diopsidae. The coding region runs from base 98 to 853 and encodes 251 amino acids. The transcript is spliced from 3 exons. The record is from RefSeq and is a predicted model, not a curated record.